Molecule: messenger RNA, 2101 nt
Organism: Hevea brasiliensis (rubber tree)
Lineage: Eukaryota; Viridiplantae; Streptophyta; Magnoliopsida; Malpighiales; Euphorbiaceae
Product: protein NRT1/ PTR FAMILY 8.3
Exons: 5
Coding region: 170-1927 (585 amino acids)
Biological process (GO): oligopeptide transport; transmembrane transport
Cellular component (GO): plant-type vacuole membrane
Molecular function (GO): transmembrane transporter activity
Source: RefSeq, a predicted model, not a curated record
GACACACAAGGAAUGCCAAUACAAAAGUUCCUAAACCGGCCCACCUACCUUGUUCAACAUUAUACGUCAUCCAUUGAUCCCUCGCCCGGCACUUUUUAAUCUGAUUCUCCCCUUCUCUUCUCUGAUUGAUCGACCCAAAUCAUCCUCUUGUUCAAUCGUAGAAUUUAACAUGGGUUCGGUGGAGGAACAGAAAUCGCUUUUGGAGGACGGGCUCCUGGAACAGAACAAGAGCAAUAAGCUCUAUACGGGCGAUGGCUCAGUUGACCUUCAUGGCAAUCCUGUCCUUAAAGAGAAGACUGGAAAUUGGAGAGCAUGUCCUUUCAUUUUGGGUACUGAAUGUUGUGAGCGUUUGGCCUAUUAUGGGAUCGCCACUAAUCUUGUUACUUAUCUUACCAAUAAGCUGCACGAAGGAAAUGUGUCUGCGGCUAGAAAUGUUACAACCUGGGCAGGCACUUGCUACAUUAUGCCCCUCAUUGGAGCUGUCCUGGCAGAUGCUUAUUGGGGAAGAUAUUGGACAAUAGCUGCUUUCUCAACAAUCUAUUUAAUUGGGAUGUGUACCUUGACACUCUCAGCUUCAGUUCCCGCAUUAAAGCCAGUUGAAUGUGUGGGUUCUAUAUGUCCUCCUGCAAGUCCAGCUCAAUAUGCAGUGUUCUUCUUUGGGCUUUAUCUGAUUGCACUUGGGACAGGUGGUAUCAAGCCUUGUGUUUCUUCCUUUGGGGCUGACCAAUUUGAUGACACUGAUCCUCAGGAAAGGGUGAAGAAGGGAUCUUUCUUCAACUGGUUUUAUUUUUCUAUCAACAUUGGUGCUCUUAUAUCAAGUAGUCUACUGGUUUAUAUUCAAGACAAUGCUGGGUGGGGUCUGGGAUUUGGAAUUCCUGCAUUAUUUAUGGGCAUUGCUAUUGCAAGCUUCUUUUCAGGCACAACCCUCUAUAGAUUUCAGAAACCAGGGGGGAGUCCUAUUACAAGAAUGUGCCAGGUUUUGGUUGCAUCAUUCCGUAAGAGGAAUCUGGAGGUUCCCAGCGAUAGUAGUCUCCUAUAUGAAACACAAGAAGGAAGCUCAGCGAUUGAAGGGAGCAGAAAGCUGGAGCAUAGCAAUGGCUUGAAGUGCCUUGAUAAAGCUGCUGUAAUUUCAGAUACUGAUGCCAAAAGUGGUGACUUUUCCAAUCCAUGGAGGCUUUGUACAGUGACACAGGUGGAGGAAUUGAAGAUUUUGGUCCGCAUGUUCCCAAUCUGGGCCACAGGAAUCGUCUUUUCUGCUGUCUAUGCCCAAAUGUCUACAAUGUUUGUGGAACAAGGGAUGCUGAUGGACACAACCAUUGGUUCUUUCACCAUUCCUCCUGCCUCCUUGUCAACAUUUGAUGUUAUCAGUGUUAUUUGCUGGGUGCCAAUCUAUGAUAGGAUCAUUGUUCCGAUUGCCAGGAAGUUCACAGGAAAAGAGAGGGGCUUCUCUCAAUUGCAACGGAUGGGAAUUGGCCUUUUCAUUUCAGUUUUAUCCAUGUCUGCUGCUGCUUUGGUAGAGAUCAGGCGUCUACAGCUCGCCAAAGAGCUUGGGUUGGUCGAUGAGGAUGCUGCUGUGCCUCUUAGUAUCUUUUGGCAAAUCCCCCAAUAUAUGUUUGUAGGUGCUGCGGAGGUCUUUACAUUUAUCGGGCAGCUUGAAUUUUUCUAUGAGCAAUCUCCAGAUGCCAUGCGGAGUUUAUGCAGUGCAUUGUCACUUCUGACAACAUCUUUGGGCAAUUAUCUGAGCUCUUUUAUUCUGACUAUGGUAACAUACUUCACAACUGCAGGUGGGAAGCCAGGAUGGAUUCCUGACAACUUGAACAAGGGCCAUCUUGAUUAUUAUUUCUGGCUCUUAGCUGGACUUAGCGUCAUAAACAUGUUCGUCUACAUUGUCUGUGCCAAAAAAUACAAACAGAAGAAGGCCUCUUGAGGUAAACAACAAGGGACGGUCUCAUAUCCACAUGCAGGAAGGGUCUUAGUUGCAAGUGGUUUGUAAAUAAAAUUAUAAUGUUCUACAACUAUGAUCUUAUGAUCUCCUUCAUUGUUCAAAGGGAAUAUGUAACAUAUCCGUUAAUUUGUAUAUGGUAUUAAAUGCUUGUUCUGA